Messenger RNA from Fukomys damarensis (Damara mole-rat), 1329 nucleotides. RefSeq names its product CKLF like MARVEL transmembrane domain containing 6 (gene Cmtm6). NCBI's taxonomy places the organism in Eukaryota, Metazoa, Chordata, Mammalia, Rodentia, Bathyergidae. Bases 107 to 865 code for a protein of 252 amino acids. The transcript has 5 exons. Gene Ontology annotation, cellular component: membrane. The record is from RefSeq and is a predicted model, not a curated record.
AAGAAGCCCAGGAAGUGACGCCCCCACCUCGGCUGUUGAAGUCUUCUGGUCCGGCGGCCGAAGUCGGAGACUUGCUCCGGAGCUGCGGGUUUCUCGUCCCUAGGCGAUGGAGAACGGAGCGGUGUACAGCCCCACCACGGAGGAGGACCCCGGCCCCACUAAGUCCGUUUCGUCACCUCCGUCGCUUCCCGAGCCGUCGGGGAAGGGGGCGUUGCCCUCCGUCUCCUCCCGGGUCUCACCCGGUCGCCCCGCUUCCCCGGGUCUCUUUCCGCCUGGAUCCCUGAGGGCGAUCGAGGCCGCUGAGCGUGGUUGGCGGGCCCAAGAAAUGCGUCGGAAGAGACCCAGGUCGGCGUCCUCGACGUCUUUCACUUACCCUCUGUGGCAACCUUCCUUCCUCUUCGCCCGGGAACGCUCUUCAUUAUCUCCCGGAGUGCAGGGAGACGCAGGCGGUGCAUUGCUGUCUCUGCUGGCGUUUAUCUGUGAAGAAGUUGUAUCACAAUGUACUUUGUGUGGAGGACUGUACUUUUUUGAAUUUGUAAGCUGCAGUGCCUUUCUUCUGAGUCUCCUUUUCCUGAUUGUAUAUUGUACUUCAGUGUACGACAGAGUUGAUGCCAUAAAAGUAAAAUCAUCGGAUUUUUACAUUAUGCUGGGAACAGGAUGUAUAUUUUUGUUGGCAUCUAUCAUUUUUGUCUCCACCCAUGACAGAACCCCUGCUGAAAUUACUGCAAUUGUGUUUGGCUUUAUAGCAAGUUUUAUGUUCCUCCUUGACUUUGCAGCUAUGCUCUUCGAAAAGCGACAGGAGUCCCAGUUGAGAAAACCCGAGGCCCGUCCAGCAGAAGCCCUCACUGAACCACUGAAUGCAUAGACAGACUCUGGGAGCAGGUGUCACAGAAGAGAGCGACUGUUCUUCGUGAUGCCUGAGCUCUGUCAGGAGGUCUUGUAGAAUGUGUGCAAUUGUGUAAACCACUUCUUUCGGGUGGCUAGGGGCAGAGCAGGAAGCGUUUUAUCAAUGUUGAGCUGUGUGUCAGUCACUACAAAUUAAGCCAGAGGGUAUUUUUUAAAUUGUUUUUUAAAAUAAUUAUCGAAACUUGUUUCAAAUGCAGGCUUUUAAGGUGGAGAGGAAGAUAAUUAUUUUCUUUAAAUCACAUAGCUCAAAUGAUUAUAAAUAAUUCUGUCAUUCUGUUACAGGGCAUUCUCUUUUAGGCAUAGCUUCUAAAUCAUGCUUUAUAGCUGUAUAAACAGCUUGAUUGAUUAUAUCCAUCCUUUUAGAAAUUGUUUUUUUUUUUUCUCGGUACCAGGGAUCAAAUGCAGGACCUUGAGUUUGUGAGA